Molecule: messenger RNA, 6501 nt
Organism: Paramormyrops kingsleyae
Lineage: Eukaryota; Metazoa; Chordata; Actinopteri; Osteoglossiformes; Mormyridae
Gene: mapk10
Product: mitogen-activated protein kinase 10
Biological process (GO): protein phosphorylation
Molecular function (GO): MAP kinase activity; ATP binding
Source: RefSeq, a predicted model, not a curated record
UACUGGAUGGGGACGAUGCGAGAGCAGACCAGCUUCCUCCUCCCUCCCAGUGGCUGCUUUGGGAUAUGACGUCACGUGUGCUCCUUUCGGUUUCUACAGCAACCCGCUUCCCUAAACCCCUCUUUUCUACCUCUCCUGGUAGCUUCCACAAUGGUACAGCCAGCAUCUUGCAGCACAAUGGUUGCAAGGCGCUAAGCGGACGGUGAUUCAGCAUCGCAGUCUCCGGUUUUUAAACCCCGUUUAUUUAACAUCGGCAUUCGCUUGUUGGUGCUUUUUCCCAUUUUAUCUAAAAAAGCAUCGUCUUUGCUGUAUACGGGGGUCUUGUAACUCGCCGGGAUGUUUUGAAGCGGACUGUCACAAGGCUUAGGACUGUCGUCAACUGGCACGGAAUGGUAUUUAUGAGCCGACAUUUCUUAUAUUACUGCAGUGAACCAAUCCUGGAUGUAAAGAUUGCCUUUUGUCAGGUGUGUGUUCCUUACAGGUAAAAAAAGGGAUUUGGAAAACAAGUGGAUGUGUCAUACAUCGCCAAGCAUUACAAUAUGAGCAAAAGCAAAGUGGACAACCAGUUCUACAGUGUCGAAGUUGGAGAUUCUACCUUCACAGUUCUCAAACGGUACCAGAAUCUAAAGCCUAUAGGUUCUGGAGCUCAGGGAAUCGUCUGUGCUGGGUACGAUGCUGUCCUUGACAGAAAUGUGGCCAUUAAGAAACUCAGCCGACCGUUUCAGAACCAGACCCACGCCAAGCGGGCGUACAGGGAGCUGGUGCUGAUGAAGUGUGUCAACCACAAAAACAUUAUCAGCUUAUUAAAUGUUUUUACACCACAGAAGUCUUUAGAGGAAUUCCAGGAUGUGUAUUUGGUCAUGGAACUAAUGGAUGCCAACCUGUGCCAGGUGAUUCAAAUGGAGCUGGACCACGAACGAAUGUCAUACUUACUCUACCAGAUGCUGUGUGGCAUCAAACAUCUGCAUUCCGCUGGGAUCAUUCACAGGGACCUGAAACCCAGCAAUAUAGUGGUUAAAUCGGACUGCACGCUUAAGAUCUUAGAUUUUGGCCUGGCACGAACCGCAGGAACCAGCUUCAUGAUGACCCCCUACGUCGUGACACGAUACUACAGGGCUCCAGAGGUCAUCCUGGGCAUGGGCUACAAAGAGAACGUGGAUAUAUGGUCUGUUGGGUGCAUUAUGGGAGAAAUGGUUCGCCACAAAAUCCUGUUUCCAGGAAGGGACUACAUUGACCAGUGGAACAAAGUGAUCGAGCAGCUCGGAACGCCGUCGCCGGAGUUCAUGAAGAAGCUGCAGCCUACAGUGCGGAAUUACGUGGAAAACCGGCCCAAGUACGCGGGCUUGGCGUUCCCUAAACUCUUCCCCGAUUGCCUCUUUCCUGCUGAUUCGGAGCACAACAAACUGAAGGCCAGUCAGGCCAGAGACCUGUUAUCAAAGAUGCUGAUCAUUGACCCUGCAAAGCGGAUAUCUGUGGACGAGGCCUUACAGCACCCCUAUAUCAACGUUUGGUAUGACCCGGCAGAGGUGGAGGCACCUCCUCCUCAGAUUUAUGACAAGCAGCUGGAUGAGAGAGAACACUCUAUCGAUGAGUGGAAAGAGCUCAUCUACAAAGAAGUGAUGAACUUUGAGGAGAAAACAAAAAAUGGUGUAGUGAAGGGACAGCCCUCUCCUUCAGGUGCAGCCAUGAAUAGCAGUGAGAGCCUCCCUCCUUCUUCCUCCUUCAAUGACAUCUCCUCCACGUCCACCGAUCAGACCCUGGCCUCCGACACUGACAGCAGCCUGGAGACUUCUGCAGGACCCCUUGGUUGUUGCAGGUGACUAGCCGCCUGCCUGCGUCACCCAAUGUUCUUCAGAAGGUAAAGUGCAUCAGAAAUCUAAACAAUGACGAAAAAGAUAAGGAAGCAGAAAAAAGAUCAAAUAAAAGCCUGCAUUUUCAUUCUAAGUACUACGUAAAAACACAUGCUGAAAUGUAUAUUUAUAAACUUAUAAUAGCUUUGCUUGUAUCUCCCUUCAUAUGGCAUUAAAGUUAGACAGACAUCAUUCUGUAUAGUGUAAAUUUACUGGUUGAUAAGCAACGCCCUGCAAGCUUUUUGUGCUAUGGUGUGUGUGUGGCAAGGUGGGUCUUUGUGUUAAUUAUUUAAAAAAACAAAACAGACAAAAAAAAUCCUCCCCUCGUUUCCCCAAAGUUAUAGUACUACUAAUUUCUAAUCUUACAGAUUGGAUCUAAGAACAGAUUGGCUUGCUUGUCUGUGAUUCUUCUGGGGAAUGCUUGUACAGUGCCCUUCUUAUUUUGUAUAUAUGUAAUUCUGCAUCUACAUCUGCAGGGCACACUGGGUGGGACUAACGGCCAGUAUGAGAACCUCUAGCACACCUUGCCGCAUAACCCCUUUGAUCUUUGUUUCCCUUUGCCUGUAGUUCUGCAUGAUUAUAAAAAUGCGAGUUAUGAGAAGUAAGUACAAAGAAUCUUGUUUAUAUACCAGUUAAGAAAAAAAGGGGGGAAAAAUGUAUCGAGCUGCGUCACAAACGCUGAAAUUGUAAAAUCGGAUGUGCGUUAGCUGCAGGAAGCGAAGGUGAAUUUACCGUCACUGUUGUCGCUGAGCUCAUUCCUUGGUUUAUAGCUUUUGGUUUUGUAACACGCAUUCCUCCACAUCACUGCACUGCUGCGCCGCAUGCCAUCGCAUUAUGACAUGAGGCAGAUGUGGCAUAUAUGCCUGUGGUUAGAAACAAAAGUGGUUUGGACGUCAGUCGUCCUCUGUGGAUAAAUGAGUGAUGAUAAAACUAAAUCAGGUCAAAAAAGUUUUGAAUCCAUCUCAUUUAUUUUUGUAGAUAUUAGUCUGUUGAAACGGAUACAAAUAGAGUAUACUGACUGCACACGACUAGAAUUCUAUUGAUACUUUUUUGUUGGUCUUAUUAUUUUUGUAUUUUGAAUUUGGCUAGUGCCUUUGAAAAUGUUCAUCCCAAAUACAAAGGCAACAUUGUAUGAAACACAAGACUUGAGCCUGAAACCAGAAAGUUGAAAUCACACAAGAGUCAUAUAUUAAACCUCCAUCAACUUCAACAAUGGCAAUUUACCUCUCUCUGCUGACAUUGGUACAUUCUGUGAAUUGAUACCCACACCUACAGAAUAGACAUAUACUACCUUUGCAUUUAAUCAUAGUAUUUUAAGUCUUAGUGUAGACUAUUCCAUCAGCAUCUAAGUACACUCUCUGUUUGUGUUUAUCAUAAUCUUAUGUAUAAUAAUGGGUAAUAGUCAUAAUCGAAAUGUGUAAGUUAUUUAAUUUGGGGUCUUGGUAGUAUACUUCAGUUGUAUGAUUUCAGAUAUAUAGAUAUAAUUUAUGGGCAUUUUAUGAGUGUACUAUUGAACAUUUUUAAUAAAGGGAUGAAAACACUUAUUCCAAAUGGAUCUUGUUUUGGAUUUCUGCUGAACACUGAAAUUAACGACAUACUGAUUCUUGGAAGCUCUGUGCAGAGUGAGGCUUUCUACUGUCAUUGAUUUGUUGUUUUUUUUGUCAUAUUCCACUUCAUGUUUAAUGUUUUUUUUUAAAAUAUAAUUUCUCAUAGUGAAUGAAUGUUUAUGUUAUUAGUGUCUUUUCUUACAUCAAAAAUGCAAUUCAGCCCAGUUAUUUAUUGUAGUUAGUUUUUGAAUCUAAAUCAGAUAGAGAGACUUAAUUUGGUUCAGUUUGUGAUAUGUUCUUGAUUAGAAAGGAUCAUUAUCAGAUAAUUACAGAUAUGUCACCCUGUACUGGAUAGAUAGUUUGGGAGAGGUUUCUCAGUUGCAGUUGGGCUGAUUAUCUUUUAAAAAUUACCAUUUUUAUGCCAUAUUGUUGAUCAGUUUCAUGAUAGUUCAGUCUUUUUCACUGCAUAUUGAUUAUGUCUAUUUCGGGAACGUCUCAGAGUUCCCUGACAUGAAAUAAUCCUAAAAGGAAAUGAUUCGCUGCUCAGAACUUCAUCAGAAUGUGAUGCUUUUAAAACUCAUCUGGAAAUAUAGAAUGAAAAUAUCAUUAAAGGAUUAGAUGUGGUUUGGGAACAUAGAUUUCUGACUUACAUGGUGCAAAAGAAGAUUUUUUUGUUUUGUCUUUUUGUUUGUUGGCUUUUUUGACAAUCAAGUUAGAGUAUUGUAGUCCUGAGCAAAAAUACAUGAACUUGUUUCUGUCGUACAAAAUUCAGCAUUUUUGGCUGUAUAUAAUACACAUUUACACUCUUCUGCUGGAUUCAAAAUUUCUAAUCAUUUUUACCUUUAUUGGAAUUAGUAAGCAUCACAUAUGUGAAUUAAUAACAUUUUCACUAGUGACAAUCACAGGUAGGCACUAAAAAAGUGAAAUAAAAUGAAAAAAUGCGAUCAGUUAUACAUAAAGAAAUCUUUAGCUUGAUAUAAUCAGAGAAGCUCUUACUCAAAUUGUUGCAGCCCCACAAAAUGAGCUGACACAGAAUUAAUAUUUGAUUGAUAUGUAAUUUCCCAACACAAGUUUUUUUUCCCCGAGCACAUCAUUUCUGUUUCUAACCAGUUGGAUGAUUAAGUUAAUAAUGUGAUUAUGAUGCUCACAAUGAAUAAUUCUGAUAUAAUAGUAUAUUUCUAUUUACAUAAAUUCAGGCAAGGGGCAGUCAGUGCUGAUGGGUUGGUCAGGUGGACAGCUCAGGUUCUUUGCUCAUGUGUUCCGCUUUAUCAUUUCAGACCUGCUUUUAAAGUAACUGUCCAUUACCUUCUAUAGCAAUUUUGCAUGGAAAACAGCUGAAACAUUGUAUAACUUUACAACGACAAUGUAGAUAAUAUUUUCAUAAUUCAAAAGAAACACUAACAGAAGGAUUACAGUAUACGGAGAGUCAUACAUAACCAUGGUCCUUACAAAAUGAGGGAAAUUCGUUACAACCAAUGUAACUAAUAUAGUACAAAAUACAGACGGUCAAUGUUUGAAAGAACAAUCAGGGGUCAAUCAGAAGUUCCAAAGAGCUGACAGGCCUUUAUCUGUAGGAACUGGAAGAGAUCUUGAAAGAGGGAUAAGGUCAUCACACAUUUAAAUGUUGUUAUCAUUUCAUUUUGAUUAUGUGUGAUUACUGUCAUUGAUUUAAGUUAGAACUGAAAUUCACUGUUGAGUGUAAUGUGCUGUUGUGUAUUUUAUACGGAAAGUUUUUAACUGGUAGAAUACGCAUCUCAAGAAAGUACAGAUUACAUUAUGAGGUUUCAACCUUUUAGCAACAUUGCUAAGUAUAUGGGGACUGUUUUACAAUAUGGAAGGUUGUUUUUUUUUCUUUUCUUAAAAAUAUAUUUUCCAGAUGUUUUCCCUAACGUUAACUGAAGUGCUUUUGGAAAAUGUGUUUUUUAGAUUAAAAUUCCUUAUCAGAUAAUUCACACUUCACAUGCAUAAUUAAAGUGGAGUUCAGACCAUCUUUAACCCAAACCAGCAUUCUACAAAACAGACAUCCCAAGGAAUGAAAUUUGAUGCCGUGUAUUAUAAUAACCAAGGCAAAUGUCUGUAAAGCCCUUGGCUAAUUAUAUAUUUUUGUGUGUAUGUUCAUCUGUGUUUUCGACAAUUGAAAUUGUAACUUUUGAGUUCCUUAACUCAUUUGAAAAAGUUCACUUUUAAAUGUUCAUAAGUACUGUUGUCCAAAUUUAUUGUAGUUGUUUACAACAGUACGGAAAUACUGCAGCCCGAUAGCGGGAAUAAAAAAGACAUGCAGUAACCUAAUUUUGACAUUAGAUUGAGAAACCUAUUGUUGUGUAAUUUAAGCACCACAAAUUGAAAAUAAAAGCUCGACCAGGAAGCACCCAGGAGUGGCCUUAAGUGUGAAACAAAUCACAUUCUUUUACUAGCCUGGUUAGUAAUUCAUAGCAAAAUCAUAUGUACUUGUGUACUUUAAGACAGCCAGUUCAAUCAUAAGUAUACUAUAGAAAGCUCUUGUUUGUAUUGCUUGAAUUAUAAUCCCGAACAUUUUGUAUAUAGUUCUCACUAAAUAAAUGAAUUUAAGAUCACAUCAGAGAUCCUAUGUCAAACCUCAACAUCAAAGCAUUUUUAACUGGCAGGAUUGAUUUAGUGUAAACAAGGCCAUUCUCUCUAUACUCACCAUACAGCAAUAUAUGAAGGACUAGUUACAAGAAUUAAUUUCUUUCAAAAAUACACAAAGGUGCAAUAAAAUUCUUUAACAGGGGGUAAACCAAUUUUUUUCUCUCAGAGAAAAUAAAUGUUAACAAUAGUGUCAAAUUAUGUUGAUUUUUUUUCCUGUUCUUUUUUUCACUCUGCUCAUUUUGUAUUGUGGAAAGGCCAUUCUGUUAAUGUUACAUUGAAAUCUCUGUCCGUGGUUCAUGCCACAAUGCUUUGUCAAGUCUGAUGGUAGUCAGAUAUUCAGCUCCAGGCGAGUGUUUGGAUCCCAUAACUAAAUGGAAGAAAAUAAAUAGCUAAAAACAACAACUGAAAACUGUUAUACACUCAAAAUUUUGAAGGUACUGUAUAAGUAAAUUAAAUAUAUGUCUGUGACUGAAAAAUAAACAAAAUCUUUGACCUUG